AUGGCAGCGAUCAGCAGAAAUUUUAGAGUUUACCAUAAACUUGAACCUCCCUUCAGCCUUAUGCUUGAAAAUAAAAGUAUUGAAGAUACGCUUAUGUUCGAGAGUAAUGCUGUCACCAUUUUGUCCUCAGCAGAAACUGACACAAUUAAAAAGCAGUAUUCGAAGAUUUUAGAUGCGUAUGGUUGCCUUGGAGUUUUAAACUUGAAUACAGGAGGAGAUGAGAAUAUUCUAUACCUGGUGCUUGUGACGGGCUGUGUGUCUGUUGGUAAGAUCGGCGACUCUGAGAUCUUCUGUAUCACUGCCACCCACUUCGUUUCCCUGCAGAAUCGCCCAGGUGAUGAAGACAGGAUUGUGGGAGUGAGAAAUGUACUUAACUCUCGGACUUUCUACUUUGCUUGGAGCUCGACUGGUGUUCCUUGGGAUCUCACUCUGUGCGCUCAACGCAAAAUCCAGGACCAUGACACUGAUAGCAGAUUCUUUUGGAACCGUUCCAUGCAUGUUCACUUGCAGCGGUUUGGUAUUGAUUGUGACACCUGGUUGUUCAAAACCAUCUGUGGUGGAGUGGAGAUUCGCACAGUGUACGCGGCCCACAGGCAGGCUAGGGCAUGCCUCAUCUCUCGGCUCUCGUGUGAGAGGGCGGGAACGCGCUUCAAUGUGCGAGGGACCAACGAUGAUGGUCAUGUGGCAAACUUUUGUGAAACAGAGCAGGUGAUAUUUUUGGAUGGGCUGAUAGCUUCAUAUUUGCAAACCAGAGGUUCUGUGCCAUUGUUUUGGGAACAGCCAGGCAUACAAGUUGGAUCUCACAAAGUGAAGAUGUCGCGAGGGUACGAGGCUAGUGCCCCGGCGUUUGAGCGUCACCUGGGCACACUGAAGGAGCAGUACGGGGAGCAAGUGGUCGUCAAUCUAUUGGGCCGCAAGGAGGGGGAACACCUCCUCAGUCAGGCUUUCAUGAAUCACCACAAGGCUUCAAGAUUUGCCCAUGACAUUCCUCUGAUAUCAUUCGACUACCACACGGAGUGUCGGGGCGGGAACUUGAAGAACCUGGAAAAGUUGCGGGCCAUACUCCAGAAAUACUACGAUAAGUUUGAGUACUUCUACAGUGAGAAUGGAGAGAAGAAGAGGUACCAGACGGGCACUGUGAGGACCAACUGUCUUGAUUGCCUGGACCGGACCAAUGCUGUACAAUGUCUACUCGGCCUACAGAUCCUGAAUCGUCAGCUGGAGGACCUUGGUCUGGCGGGGAAGCCGCAGAUGGUGUCCCGCUUCACAGAGAUUUAUAAACAGAUCUGGAUCCUCAAUGGGGACCACAUCAGCAUGAUCUACGCGGGAACCGGUGCUCUUGGGGGAGGCAGGUCCAAGACCUCAGAUGCUGCGCGGUCAGCUACGAGAACAAUUCAGAAUAAUUUCUUAGACAACAACAAGCAGGAGGCCAUGGACAUUUUGCUGUUGGGAAGCACACUGAGAGGAGAACUAGCUGACAGAGCACGAGCGCUACUCACCACACGCAGGAUGAACGCCCCUCCAGCAGUACUGUACAAUGUUGUGAGUCGCUACAGGGAGUAUGUCGACACAGAGAAUGUUCGUGUCUGUGCCGGCACAUGGAACGUGAACGGAGGAAAACAUUUCCGCUCCAUCGCCUUCAAACAUCAAUCCAUGAAUGACUGGCUCCUAGAUGCUCCCAAGAUGACAGCGAAGACCAAUCCUGAGAUGUUGGAUCCAUCUGUGGACUAUGAUGUACCAGUGGACAUCUUUGCCAUCGGAUUUGAGGAGAUGGUGGACCUCAAUGCCAGCAACAUUGUUAACACAAGCCAGACAAAUUCUCGAGAGUGGGAGAAGUACAUACAGAAGACGAUAUCAAGGGACCACAAGUACGUUCUCCUGACCAAGGUCCAGCUGGUCGGCGUGCUGCUUUAUGUCUUUAUACGACCACAACUUGCACCGUACAUCAGGGAUGUGGCAGUGGACAUAGUGAAAACGGGCAUGGGCGGGGCGGCGGGUAACAAGGGCGGAGUAGGCAUCCGCUUCCUGCUUCACGCCACAUCCAUCUGCUUCGUAUGCGCCCAUCUUGCUGCUGGACAGUCACAGAUCAAUGACCGCAAUAAUGACUACGCAGAGAUCUCCAAGAAAAUGUCUUUUCCUAUGGGUCGUGCUCUGCCCUCCCACAACUACGUAUUCUGGUGCGGGGACUUUAACUACCGUAUUGACCUGCCCAACGAGCAAGUGAAGGACCUUAUAGCCGCAGAGAACUGGGACGCUCUCGAGGCGUUUGACCAGUUAAACAUCCAACGCAAAGAGGACAAGGCCUUUCAGGGCUUUAGUGAAGGUCCAACAAGGUUUGCCCCAACCUACAAGUAUGACCUGUUCUGUGACGACUAUGACACGAGUGACAAGAGUCGUACACCGGCAUGGACGGACAGGGUGUUGUGGAGACAUAACCCUUUCCUUAAAUUCCAGAAAACAGAUGAAGAGGAGCUGAAGAAGUGGCCCAAGCUGUUACUGUACACAAGAUCAGAGCUGAAAACCUCAGACCAUAGGCCAGUGCUGGGGCUGUUUGAUGUGCAGGUGAUGAAGGUCCGGGACACAGACCGGGACCGGGUGUACGAGGAGGCUCUGUACGCCCAGGGACCACAAGAUGCCACAGUGAUUGUCUCCAUGGUGACUGGGGAGUUUGACGAUGACAUGGUGGAUGAGAUUGUCGGCACAUUCUCUGAUGCAGGGGAGAUCAUUCUUGUCAGGUUUGUUGACGAGGAGAUGUGGCUGAUCUACAAGACCGGGGCCAUGGCCCUACAGGCCCUACAGUACAACAACACUCAGAUCAGCGAUCAGGAGGUUGGUGUGCGGUUGAAGACUGGUAACUGGCGUGAGCUGGUAGAGGCAGAGAUGCGGGCAGCCAGUCUACGCUCUGAGCCCCUUUUUAACCAGUUCACAAACAGCCUGCUGGGGGAGGACUUUGAUGUGCCGGGGAUGGAGAAUUAUGACAGUGAGGGGGAUGAGGAGGAGGGGGAUACAGAGUCCCUCCCUGAACCAAUACAGCCCGCCCGCACUGGGGAUGGUUCACCGCACUCUGGCUCCCCAAGUCCUGCAGAUGGAAUGUUUGAAACAAGUAAGCCUAAAAGUAAGCCCGCUCAGAGUGUCCCUCCCCUUCGCCCCCAGCCCAGUAGUCGGUCAAGACCCCCUCCCACUAGGCCACGUGACUCACCCCCCACUGGAAGGGAACGGGACAUGACUCUAGAACAGAAACAGGAGGCGACUCCACAAGUGGCUAGAAGUGCUGCUGACAUGGUGAUAGUUCCAGAAUCGGCACCAAUGGUCAGAGGAAAUCCUUCAGAGACGAUCGCAAAGCCGAGUGCCGCAAGUCGAACUGGCCCACCUGUGAAGCCUCCACCCCCACAGAGGCCAGUCGGGGGACCCCCCAGACCAUCUCCACCCAAACCCUCCUCCUCACCCCUGUCCGGCCGGAAACCACCUGGUCCAGCCAUAAAACAGCCACUGGGAUCACAGGCUAUUGGCAAGAUCAAGUCCAAGCAACAAAACAAGAUUGUAAGAAUCGGUCUUCCCACAAAUGUGACCCACAUGGGACAUGCCAACUCCCCGGAGGAAGCUGCAGCUCUUAUAGAAAAACUGAUGCUACCAGGCGGGUCUGAUUUGAAAGGAACUUUACCCGCUCCGCUCAAACCUGGAGGUUUAAGGGCGUCCACAAAUAUUCCUCGUAGUAAGACUUCAGAGGAUGUUAAUGGUGACACUCUGCCUCCACCUCCAUGUGUUGCUAAGGCCCAAAGUGUAGAAAACAUCUCCUCAACUUCCCGGCCGAUUCCACCUCUCCCACAGCUUGACCCUGGAGCUGGACCUCCACCCCAGCCAGCACCUAGGAAGGAAAGUUUACCUUCAGAAAAGGAGACUGAGGGUGUCGCAAGGCCAAGACCAGCCCCUCGUCGCAAUGUCCAGAGCUGUGUAUUUGACCCUAGCUCAGUGAAUGUACCAGCUGUGGCCCCCAGGCCAAUGUCUGUGGCAGACAGGGGGAACUUGCCACGCCUCCCCCAGUCUUACCCAGAGACAAGUCAGAACUACUAUUCAAGUGUGGUGGACCACACACGUAUUAACCCUGACAUGGGAAAAGUGUUGUUAAAUGGUUCCUCAAAACCUUCUGAAUCAUCACCUGAACAAAGUAUGGCCAUGUUGACGCCUGGUGCGGGACACCAGGAAGGUGAAUAUGAAACAUUGUGGGGACAUACUCCUGCCGUGCCAAAACGCAAAGACAUUGUAGAGGAACCCAACACCCUUCUUGACAAGCCCAUUUCGCCACAAGCUUUUACAUCAAAUGUCGAUCCCUUUGACACCAGUGCAAUAACCCAGAGGCUUCCACCAAGUGUACCCCUCCAGCCAAUAGCCCCAGCCAUGGCCCCUCCCACCCUUCCAUCAGUCCCGCCCCGCCCAGGGACUCAACCUAGCAAACAUUCAACAGUUAUGAUGUCACAGUUGGAUGAGCAGGUAACCAAUGGGGAUCCACAAAGCUACGAUGCACCUCCCUCCAGCCCGCCCCCAUCCCCUCCAAGGUUUGACUGCCCGGCAGAACCACCGCCCCUACCCCCUACAGAAGACUUCCCUUCCCUUGAUGAGCUUUCAGCAACAAACUCCACUAGUAUGAAUGAGGUCGCGAAUAAAUUAAUGCUCCUUAAAGAACCAACUGGACCUGCGCCAGUGUUAGCCCCACCCCCUGUGCCAACCCGUCCCCCAGUAUCAGCUGACCUUGCGUCGACCAAUCAGCAGCCAGGGCUUAUUGAAAUGCCUCCAAUCCCAGCAAGACCUGCUGUGCCCCCUCCUGUUCCAAAACGACCUACAAUUUAACAUAUGCCUGGCUAUGAUUAGUGAAAUUUAUAUUCAUUAUUGUGAUAGAAUUUGAUGUUAAAGAUCAUGUGACUUUGCAAAAUGUAUUUAAACAUAAUGUUACUCUUCCUACACAUUUUUUUUGAAAAUACUCAUCACCAAGCUUUAUGUGACCAUGUAGUGAAUAAAUAUAAUUAUAUUCUCAAAGAUCGAUAUUGUUCAUGUUUUUGGAAUAUUAGUAUCGAUCAGCAACUAGAACCUGUGGGCAUUGUAUAGUUUGUGUGUAGUUAAUACAUGAUUUAUUUUACAACGAUUGUUAAGAAAUUUAUAUUAACGUAUGCUUAGUCACUUUCGUUGGCAUGAUGUUGCGCUAGAGAAUGGUGUUUGUGUUAUGGGGGAAACCAGAUUGCCCAGAGAAAACCCACUUGUCCGGCCAAUCAAACUCUCAUACUUACAUACACCCAAGCCAGAAAUCAAAACCAUGACACCUUGAUGAGAACCGAGUUAGCUUAUAACUUCGGCUAACCAGACUACGAGUGAAGUGUUAUGCGCUAUUUGUGUGAUAGUUAUAGACUCGCAUUUUAAAACUUGCUUUGUAUUUAAUUCUGUGCAAUAUGAUUAGUGCUUAAAGCGGUAGUGAGCGAUAUUUAGGCUAGAUAGCUUACAUUCAUAUGAAUUUAAAUUGCAUGUACAAUUUCACAAUAAAAUAUCUUUCAUGUUUUAGAUUGUUAAAGAUGUUAUUAAGGUAUAAGAUUUACAAUUAAGCUUGCCAUUUUAUUGAUGAUAAUGUUAAGUGUUUAUGUUUGGUGACUCCAUAUACUUUUGACACUUUUUAUUUAUUUUUUGUCUCAGAAUCUUAAAGCAUUAUUAACGCUUUUAGCCAUCAAACAUCAAUUUUCGAAGUUAAAUAUGAUAAACUGCAAUCUGAUUUUUUCUCAGCAGUUUUAUAUCACUGGUUUCCAGACAUUUAUGCAAAAAUUGGCUCAUUCAAAAGACAAAAACUAAAAAAGAUGUCAAAACUACCAAUCUGUAAGAGUGCAGCUUUAAAAGGAUAAUGCAUGCUGAUCACUUAUAUGUUUAUUAAAUAACCGAAAAAGGAUUGAAGACAAAGUUAUUGCAGUUUGUUAUCUUUAAACAGAAAAUCAGGAUGUGAAGUGACCUGUUUUGCAAUCUUUCAAGGCCAAUAGAGCUUGUUUACAAUAUUUUUGUUGCUAAACUUGUAACAUAUUCAUUAUCUACGCAUCAAACAAAUGAUACUUGAAGAUGCACUCUUACUCCAGCAGUGAUUUUUUUGGUGCAAUUUACUGCCUUCUAAAGGCUGUUUCCCCUUGUGAAAAACUGUCCAUUUUUCCCAAAAUUUUACAAAAAAAUUCCCAAUUUGAUAAAUGCCGAUUAUGUUAAUUAAUAAAAAAGCAAUAAAUUUCUUGAAAUAUAAACAAAAUCUUGACAAGACUAACUCUUCCACAGCAUAAUGUAUGCAUAAAAAAAUAAAAACAUGUAUAUUUGCCAUUAUAUUGUUUUGGCCUGAUUUUGUAUUUUUCACAAAGUUGACUUUUUUUUUCCCAAUUUGCAAGGAACAGGGGGUAAAUAUUAUUCCCAAAAAAAUCAUUGCUCCAAAAAAAGAUGUACAACAAUUAACACAUUUUUUUUUUUAUUUACUGGAAAAUGAUGAACAAAUAUUGAAAACCAAUGGUUCUUAUGAAGAAUAUCGUGUUUAGUUUGGAAGAAAGGUGCAGAAUAUACGGUAUUCCUACCUAAUGAGACGAUUGUUGAUCACUGUAAAUCUUUAAGGGCCAACCUGUCAUUUAAUAUUUGUGUGUUUUCAGCUAUACAAUACAUGAUUACAUAGAUGUUGAUGUACUGAGUGUCACUUUAAAUAAUAUGGAGUUGCCAGGUAUACAAAAUUGACAUAAUUGUACAUAGAUACCACAAGUGAUAAACACAUUCCAGAUUUGUUCCGAGGUGUCGCCCUUACAGCUGAUGUUUGAACUUGCAUGAACUCUUUAAAGGCUGACGCCAAAAUAAAACAUUUUAAUGCAUUAUCAGGGGCGUAGUUUGGCCUAUUAAAAAGUAUAGGCCCACUUGGUAGGGGGUUUGGGGAUAUUUUUUUUACUCCAGAUCGAAUAAUGUGCGUUUUAGCGUAUAUCUGGAGCCUUUUUAGUCAUCGAAAUUUGCUUUAUAUAGCACUUCACUAAACUUUAUUGUUGUCUUGCUCAUGAUGUACAAUAACAGAACUGAAAUUCAAAACUGAUUAGAAAAAAUAUGUUUAGUUAACCUGUAGUGUUUACUUGAAUGUUAAUUAAGCUGUCACCCCCUUUCCUUUAAGUUAUUAUUGCAGAUUUGAACGUUUUGUAUUUUUCAUUUUUGGAAACGAAGUGUAGGCCCGGGCCUACCGUGCCUAUUGGAGCUACGCCGAUGAUUAUUGUGUCAUUUGACUUAAGUUAAAUGAUCAAAACAAAAAAGUGCUUAUGAUUUAGGUACAGAUAAAAAUAGCGAUAUCUUGGGCUUUUUUUACUGUGGAAUUUGUGGCCACGUAGCUAAUAACUGAAAAACAGACCUUUAUAAAGGCUUAUAUUUUUUAUCAGUUCCGAAAUCAUUCUUUUUUUUCUUUUAUCACAUGUCAAAUGAGUUGAACAUGAUAAUGCAUUAAAAUUACUGAUUUUAUUUUUGCAUCAACCUAUAUUGUGUGCCCUUAACCCAAACCGUUAUCACUUUGUAAAAUCAGAUUAAGUUAUUUAAAUUAUUAUUGUUACACUGUUUUUUUAGUCCAACAUGCCUUUAGGAGUGUAUGGCAGCUGGGAGUAUGUUGUUUAUAACUGGUCCCAGGUGCUAGUAUGCAAAUAUCCUGAGUUGACAUUUACCAAUUGUUCGAAUUUUUUGAAGAAAGGUCUAUUUAUGAGUAUUGCACUUGAUACCGUAAUUAUUCUAUUCAUUGCCCGGGUGUUUAUUAGAAUCGUACCCGAGUUCAAAGUAGGGGAUUGGCAUUACUUAGAGAAAAUUGCUUUUAUCCAAGAUGAAAAUCGGUUAUCAUUAUAAUAUUUGGACGUAGAGACAAAAAUGGUGUAGUAAGAUUUUAUAUAAAGUAGGGAAUCAGGAAACUUGUUGUUUGAAAGAUAUGCUUUUUUUUUAAAUUGCUUUUAAAGGAGGCAAAGUUUUUGCAUGAUUUUGCCAAAAAAGACCCAAACUUUUUCAGGCCUAAAACUGGGGUCGGUGGACAAUCAUUAGAGGAUGGGCGAUUAAUAGAACAAUUACGGUAUUUGUGGUUGGCUGUUCCAGUAAAAAUGACGUUUAUUCCUUGCAUAAUAAAGUACAUGUAGUGCUCACAUUCCGUGGCUGUAAUUUAGUCCAAUUUUUUGUUUUCAAUUAUUCAUUAUUGUUUUCUAUAUGGCUGACCUUUGUUAAAGCUUAAAAAGCCUUAGUUUUAUGUAAAAAUAAUUUUAAAAAAAGUUAUGCCUUAAAGCUGCACUCUCACAGAUUGAACGUUUUGAUAACUUUUUUAUUUUUUGUCUUGGAACGAGCGAAUUUUUGCGUAAAUAUCUGCAAACCAGU
Messenger RNA from Mya arenaria, 8373 nucleotides. Its product is annotated as synaptojanin-1-like. Gene Ontology annotation, molecular function: phosphatidylinositol-4,5-bisphosphate 5-phosphatase activity. Lineage: Eukaryota; Metazoa; Mollusca; Bivalvia; Myida; Myidae. The transcript has 24 exons. The coding region runs from base 1 to 4845 and encodes 1614 amino acids. Gene Ontology annotation, biological process: synaptic vesicle endocytosis; phosphatidylinositol dephosphorylation. The record is from RefSeq and is a predicted model, not a curated record.